This is a messenger RNA of Otolemur garnettii (small-eared galago), 2197 nucleotides long. RefSeq names its product abhydrolase domain containing 16A (gene ABHD16A). NCBI's taxonomy places the organism in Eukaryota, Metazoa, Chordata, Mammalia, Primates, Galagidae. Gene Ontology annotation, biological process: monoacylglycerol catabolic process; phosphatidylserine catabolic process. The transcript is spliced from 19 exons. Bases 169 to 1941 code for a protein of 590 amino acids. Gene Ontology annotation, molecular function: monoacylglycerol lipase activity; glycerophospholipase activity. The record is from RefSeq and is a predicted model, not a curated record. Gene Ontology annotation, cellular component: endomembrane system.
AACUGCGUAAACAGCCUUCUCAAGAAGUUCUGAAAAAAAUCUCUAGACUCGCCCCGAGGCGUAGCCGGUACGUGCUGACGUCAAUGGCACGCCACCCCUCAGAGACCCGGGAGGGCGGGGCCAGCGGGGGCAUCUGCUGCUGAAAGAGCCCCGGCCCGAGCCGGGGCCAUGGCGAAGCUGCUAAGCUGCGUCCUAGGCCCCCGGCUGUACAAGAUCUACCGGGAGAGGGACUCUGAAAGGGUCCCGUCCGGCCUCCCUGAGACUCCAACCUCAGUCACUAACCCCCCUUCCAGCUCCUGGGAUACUUAUUAUCAGCCCCGUGCCCUGGAGAAACAUGCCGACAGCAUCCUGGCAUUGGCUUCAGUCUUCUGGUCCAUCUCUUAUUACUCCUCUCCCUUCGCCUUCUUCUACUUGUACAGGAAAGGUUACUUGAGUUUGUCCAAAGUGGUGCCAUUUUCUCAUUAUGCUGGGACAUUGCUGCUUCUACUGGCAGGUGUGGCCUGCCUCCGAGGUAUUGGCCGCUGGACCAACCCCCAGUACCGGCAAUUUAUCACAAUCUUAGAAGCGACACAUCGGAACCAGUCUUCAGAAAACAAGAGGCAGCUCGCCAACUACAACUUUGACUUCAGGAGCUGGCCGGUUGACUUCCACUGGGAGGAGCCCAGCAGUCGGAAGGAGUCCCGAGGGGGCCCUUCCCGUCGGGGUGUGGCCCUGCUUCGCCCAGAGCCCUUGCACCGGGGAACAGCGGACACCCUCCUCAACCGGGUUAAGAAGCUGCCUUGUCAGAUCACCAGCUACCUGGUGGCACACACCCUGGGGCGCCGGAUGCUGUAUCCAGGCUCUGUGUACCUGCUUCAGAAGGCCCUCAUGCCUGUUCUGCUGCAGGGCCAGGCCCGACUGGUAGAAGAGUGUAAUGGCCGUCGGGCAAAGCUGCUGGCUUGUGAUGGCAAUGAGAUUGAUACCAUGUUUGUGGACCGGCGGGGGACAGCUGAGCCCCAAGGACAGAAGCUGGUGAUCUGCUGCGAGGGGAAUGCAGGGUUCUAUGAGGUGGGCUGCGUCUCCACACCCCUGGAAGCUGGAUAUUCAAUCCUGGGUUGGAAUCAUCCAGGCUUUGCUGGAAGCACGGGGGUGCCAUUCCCUCAGAACGAGGCCAAUGCCAUGGAUGUGGUAGUCCAGUUUGCCAUCCAUCGCCUGGGCUUCCAGCCUCAGGACAUUGUUAUCUACGCUUGGUCCAUUGGCGGCUUCACUGCCACAUGGGCAGCCAUGUCUUACCCAGACAUUAGUGCUGUGAUCCUGGACGCCUCCUUCGAUGACCUGGUUCCCCUGGCCUUGAAGGUCAUGCCGGAUAGCUGGAGGGGCCUGGUGACCAGGACUGUGAGGCAACAUCUCAAUCUAAACAAUGCAGAGCAGCUGUGCAGGUACCAGGGCCCUGUGCUGCUGGUCCGGAGAACCAAGGAUGAAAUCAUCACCACCACGGUUCCUGAGGACAUUAUGUCCAACCGAGGCAAUGACCUCCUGCUAAAGCUCCUGCAGCAUCGGUACCCCCGUGUGAUGGCAGAAGAGGGUCUCCGGGUGGUGAGGCAGUGGUUGGAGGCUUCCUCACAGCUGGAGGAAGCCUCAGUUUACAGCCGAUGGGAGGUGGAGGAGGACUGGUGUCUGUCUGUUCUCCGUUCCUACCAGGCAGAACAUGGACCUGACUUCCCCUGGAGUGUGGGUAAGGAUGUCCUGGGGCAGAAGAGGGAAUGGGAAGAACCCAGAAGGGGUGUGAAUACCCAGAUGGCUGGCCUGUAUUUGAGCAUUUCCUCUACAGGGGAGGACAUGAGUGCAGAUGGACGGCGGCAGCUGGCUUUGUUUCUGGCUCGGAAGCAUCUGCACAACUUCGAGGCCACACACUGCACUCCACUUCCAGCCCAGAACUUCCAGAUGCCGUGGCACCUCUAGGGCUUACUCUGGGACUCAUUAUUAAAGAAUUCAAAGAGAGAAGACAUGAGGGAGACCCUCCUAUUUGUGGUUCUCUGUGUUCAUGUUACUGUUUAUAGUUUUUGGAAAAUGGAGGGCCAUCCCUCUUCUCAUCACUGUUCCUCUUGCACGUUUCCCAUCGUCCAUGUGGCAGUACCUAACCGUCUCCAACACAUACCUUGCAUUAAAUGAAUGGAUUAUUCCUAAUAAUUAAUAAAAAGGUAUUUUUUCUACUAUC